AUGCUCCUAGCGGGUAUCUUUCAGAACGGCUUUGAUUAUCUCAUCCCUGCCAACCUUCUAGGUCAGCUCCUUGUGCUUGACUUUUUCUUUUGGAAUUUGGGCACACCAUUGCAGAAGAGUCAGACUGGAAUGCUCCGGGCUAUUCUCCACAACGCACUCUCCAAGCACCCUGAGCUCAUUCCGUCAACCCUUCCAAAUAUCUACAACAACUGGAAGGAUACUUAUUUGAACGAUAAACCAACCUUUGUGGAGAUGAAAAGAGCAUUGGAAUUCUUCAUGGAGAAAGCCUCACAAUUUUUUAAGAUAUGCAUCUUCAUUGACGGCAUAGACGAGUUGGCCGGUGAGCAUAAGGAGUUAGCUCAGUUAGUUCGAUCUCUCACCAUAAGAAAUGUCAAGGUCGUGGUAUCCAGUCGGCCGAUCAACCCAAGCGUCAAAGUCUUUCGGGGCUGUCCAACCUUGAGAUUGCAAGAUCUUACAAGACACGACAUGGAUCAGUACAUUAGGGGAAAUCUGGUUAAUCACCAGGCUAUGUGUCAAAUGUCGAGAUUUGACCCACAAGUAGCAGGAGGUCUGGUUUCGGAGAUCAAAUUGAAAGCUGAAGGUGUCUUUCUCUGGGUUCGCCUGGUUGUGCGACUUCUCGUAGACGGUCUCGAAGCUGGCGAUUCGGUCAUGGACUUGCAAAGGAAACUUCGUUCACUUCCCAGGGACCUGAAGGACUUGUACCGAAGAAUGUUGUCGAAGAUCCUUCCUGAGUAUCAGGUACAAGCAUCCGAAAUGCUCCAGAUGUUCCAUGUCUGGAAUACCUACACCUCACAUCAACCACUCGGCGUCGUCAACUUUGCAUUUGCUAUGCAUCCCUUAGAUGAGGCGUUUCACCGCCCAGUUGCCCCUCUGAAUUUGGAUCAGUACAUAUGGCUGUAUAACAGUACUGAAGCGCGAAUUCAAAGCCGGUGCUGUGGUCUUCUCGAGGUUGGAAGAGACCGUGGUCCCACUAAUGCUGCCUUGGAUUGGGCCACUGGCGAAGACAAUGAUGGUUCAGCGGUGAGAUAUAUGCAUCGAACAGUUGCUGAAUUCCUCGUCUCUAGCGAGGUAUGGGAAGAGAUGAGUAAAAUGACACAACACUCUGGAUUCAAUCCCGCUUUGAAUCUCUCAUCAGUCUGUCUUUCCAUGCUCAAGUCGGCGAGCAAUAUCACGAUCACAUCGGCAUCGAAGAGAAUGCUUAACAAUUUGAUCAACCUUCUUGGAUCGUCUAUUUGCUUUGAUGGUCGAGUCUUGCCUGAGUAUAUGAAAGGUAUGGGGCCAUCGAUGAUAAAACAUCAGGACCUCUUCAGUCAUCUCUUGGGCGGAGAAGCCUCUCGGGACAAAGAUUGGCUACAGAACUUCCGCUCCGAUGUCGAGAAAGCUAUCAGCAAACAUAGCGCAGAACCAUUCAAAGUAUUGGACAAAAGGCGCCUCCUGGAGCCCCUCUUCGCAGUCCAUAACACAUCGAGUUCAAUAGAUCUUCAUGGUUUGUGUCCUCUCCGGACAAUACAGGCAAUCCGAAUGAAGGUCGCGCUGAGGGUGAAAUUGAAUUUUGGAAUUCAUAUGCUCCUCCUUCCCAUGCACCUCGCCAGUCUUCAGCCUCCUCACAUGGAUCUUUCACCACCCCGAUUCAAUUCCCAGAUACCUGGAGGACUAACAGCCGUGCAAUCCCGUAUCAAGAAGCUACAGAUCGAUUGA
Lachnellula hyalina is the source of this 1719-nucleotide messenger RNA. RefSeq lists its product as uncharacterized. The coding region runs from base 1 to 1719 and encodes 572 amino acids. NCBI's taxonomy places the organism in Eukaryota, Fungi, Ascomycota, Leotiomycetes, Helotiales, Lachnaceae. The transcript is spliced from 2 exons. The record is from RefSeq and is a predicted model, not a curated record.